Molecule: messenger RNA, 1319 nt
Organism: Solanum dulcamara
Lineage: Eukaryota; Viridiplantae; Streptophyta; Magnoliopsida; Solanales; Solanaceae
Product: fasciclin-like arabinogalactan protein 2
Exons: 2
Coding region: 87-1256 (389 amino acids)
Cellular component (GO): plasma membrane
Source: RefSeq, a predicted model, not a curated record
UCUUUACUAAAGACUCAUAUUUCUCCUCUUAUAUUUUCCACACUUCUAUUCAAAUACGUAAUUCAUCACCGAUCUAUCACAGGAAAAUGUCUCUCUCGUCGGAGAAACCCUCCUUUUCUCUAUUAGUCUUACUAUUUCUCACCAUCACCAUCACCUCCUCCGCCCACAAUAUCACGAGUAUACUCGCAAAACACCCUGAAUUCUCAACCUUUAACCGUUAUUUAACCCUUACUCACUUAGCUUCCGAGAUCAACCGCCGCCAAACCAUCACCGUUUGCGUGGUGGAUAACGCCGCCAUGGAUGAUCUUCUUGAUAAACACAUGUCCAUUUAUACUCUCAAGAAUGUCCUGUCUCUUCAUGUUUUUGCAGAUUACUUUGGUUCCAAGCAACUUCAUAGAAUUACUAAGGGAACAACCCUCACUGCCACCCUUUUCCAAGCUACAGGUGAGGCUCCUGAAACUUCAGGGUUCGUCAACAUUACGAACAUGAAAGGUAAAAAAGUAGGGUUCGCCACAGAAGAUAACGACGGUCAUUUCUCAGCCAAUUUCAUCAAAUCCGUUCAAGAAAUUCCUUAUAACAUCUCCGUCAUACAACUUAGCAGCAUCAUAACAUCUACCGCCGCGGAAGCUCCGGUGGCUGCUCCGGCAGACGUUGAUUUAAUUGAUUUAAUGUCCAAAAAAGGUUGCAAAGAAUUCGCAAAACUUUUACAAAAUUCAAAAAUUUCGAAACAAUUUAUCGAUCUUAUGGAAAAUGGCCUAACAGUGUUUUGCCCGAUUGAUAAAGUUGUUAACACUUUUUUACCUAAGUACAAAAAUUUAACAAAAAAUGGACAAAUUUCUUUGUUAUUAUACCAUGGUAUACCAGAUUAUCAUUCUUUAGGUAUGUUAAGGUCCAAAAAUGGAUUUAUAAAUACUAUGGCAACAACAAAAGGUAAAAAUAAUAAAUAUGAUUUUUCUAUACAAAAUGAUGGAGAUAAUGUAAAACUGGACACAAAUAUUGUUACAGCAAAAAUUACUGGGACUUUAUUAGAUGAAGAGCCAUUAGCAGUUUACAAAAUUGAUAAAGUUUUGCAGCCAAGUGAAUUAUUUAAGGCACAAUCUAUUAAUUCUGACGAUACGGCGCCAGAGCCGAGCUCCGGUGACAACGAUGGCGACGUACCGGCGGAUUCGAGGAAUAAUAAUGGGGGUAUGAUUAUGAAUGUCAAUGGUGGUUGGUUGAUAACAUUUAUUUUGAGUUUUGGUUUCGUAUUUGGUUGAAUAAAUUAAUUUGUGUUUUUGGCAUGCAUGCAUGCAUCAUUAUUUGAUUGUAUAUUGUAUGAU